Messenger RNA from Ictalurus punctatus (channel catfish), 631 nucleotides. It is a transcript of the gene lsm7, whose product is annotated as LSM7 homolog, U6 small nuclear RNA and mRNA degradation associated. Gene Ontology annotation, molecular function: RNA binding. Gene Ontology annotation, cellular component: Lsm1-7-Pat1 complex; U6 snRNP; U12-type spliceosomal complex. Gene Ontology annotation, biological process: mRNA splicing, via spliceosome; nuclear-transcribed mRNA catabolic process. The record is from RefSeq and is marked provisional. NCBI's taxonomy places the organism in Eukaryota, Metazoa, Chordata, Actinopteri, Siluriformes, Ictaluridae.
AAGUUUGAACAUGGCGGAUAAAGAGAAGAAGAAGAAAGAGAGUAUAUUUGACUUGUCAAAGUACAUCGACAAAACCAUCAGAGUUAAAUUCCAAGGUGGACGUGAAGCGAGUGGCGUCCUGAAAGGGUUCGAUCCUCUGCUGAACCUGGUGCUAGACGGUACAAUUGAGUACAUGCGUGACCCAGAUGAUCAGUAUAAACUGACUGAGGACACCAGGCAGCUCGGCCUUGUCGUGUGUCGAGGGACGGCUGUUGUCCUCAUCUGUCCUCAAGACGGCAUGGAGGCCAUCCCCAACCCCUUCGUACAGCAGCAGGACGGCUAACGCACUCACCCCCUCUGUCUCUAACACACACAUACGGAGGGAUUAUGUCUGUUUUCUACAAGAAGUUUCGGUUGAGCAAAUGUUUGUGUUGCGUCCAAAUUUGUGGAUGUCGGAUGCCAUCAGGUGUAACGUGGUUUUUUUCCCCCCUGGUUGUAACUUUGCUCAGGAGAUCUUUUUAGUUUGUUUUCUAGAUAUGGGUUUGAAUUAAACUGUAUGGAGUCACGUGAUCUCGUUAUGUAUGACUGCACAUUGUGCUAACUUUAUUUUUACUCAUUAUUUUAAUAUUAUAAUUAAAUUGGACGUUCGUAA